CGCCCCCGGCCCUCCCUGGCUGCACGAAGCAGGCGCGGGUGCUCGGGGCGGGCGCCGCCCGGGAGGCGGGAGCGGGAGUCGGGCGGUUCGUUCGCGGGGUGGGGAAGGAUCUGGAGCCCCGCGUCGGGCAGAGCGACCUCGGGCCCCGGGGGGCGACGCACCGGCUUCGAGGGGCAUAUCCCGUCCGGGAGGCGGAGGGCGUCGCAUUGAUGGUGUCCCUCGGCUCGAGCCCGGGAGGAGCCGGGCGGGGGGGCGUCUUGGGGCAAACGCCGGGAGCCGCGGGCCGGCGGGAGGGGGCGGCGGCCACCACACAAGAGGCUCCUCCCAUGGUGACCACACUGGCUGCUUUCGUUUCCUCUCGUGACAGGUGCUCGGUUGGUCUGUCCUGUCACAGCGAGGUGGCUUCCUGCCUGGCCCGGCGCCAUGCACACGCUUGUGUUCCUGAGCACGCGGCAGGUGCUCCAGUGUCAGCCAGCUGCCUGCCAGGCCCUACCCCUGCUGCCUCGAGAGCUCUUCCCCCUGCUGUUCAAGGUGGCCUUCAUGGACAAGAAGACUGUUGUGCUUCGCGAGCUGGUGCACACAUGGCCCUUCCCGCUGCUCAGCUUCCAGCAGCUGCUGCAGGAAUGUGCUCACUGCAGCCGGGCCUUGCUGCAAGAGCGCCCCAGCACAGAGAGCAUGCAGGCUGUGAUCCUGGGGCUGACAGCCCGGCUCCACACCCCAGAGACCGAGGCUGGCACACAGCCUCUCUGCAGCCUACCCGUGCUCCCAGGAAGCAUGCCCUGCGGGUGCUGGACAUGACGGGCCUACUGGAUGACGGCGUGGAGCAGGACCCUGGCACCAUGAGCAUGUGGGACUGCACAGCAGCUGUGGCCCGCACCUGCAUAGCACAGCAGCAGGGCGGGACUGCGGAUCCUGGGCCAGCCCCCAUUCCUGUGGAGGUUCGUGUGGACCUGCGGGUGAACCGGGCCUCUUACUCGUUCCUGCGGGAGGCACUCCGGAGCAGUGUGGGCAGUCCCCUGCGGCUCUGCUGCCGGGACCUGCGGGCUGAGGACCUGCCCAUGCGCAACACUGUGGCUUUGCUGCAGCUGCUGGAUGCGGGCUGCCUGCGCCGUGUGGACCUGCGCUUUAACAACUUGGGCCUGCGUGGCCUGUCUGUUAUCAUCCCACAUGUGGCCCGAUUCCAGCACCUGGCCAGCCUGCGGCUGCACUAUGUGCAUGGGGACUCGAGGCAGCCCUCUGUGGAUGGCGAGGACAACUUUCGCUACUUCCUGGCCCAGAUGGGCCGCUUCACUUGUCUGCGGGAGCUCAGCAUGGGCUCCUCUCUUCUCUCGGGGCGGCUGGACCAGCUGCUCAGCACCCUGCAGAGUCCCUUGGAGAGCCUGGAGCUGGCCUUCUGUGCCCUGCUGCCCGAGGAUCUGCGCUUCCUGGCACGGAGCCCCCAUGCUGUCCACCUCAAGAAGUUGGACCUUAGUGGCAACGACCUGUCCGGCAGCCAGCUGGAGCCUUUCCAGGGUCUGCUGCAGGCAGCAGCAGCCACACUGCUACACCUCGAGCUGACUGAGUGCCAGCUUGCUGAUACCCAGCUGCUGGCCACGCUCCCUGUGUUGACGCGCUGUACCAGCCUCCGCUACCUCGGUCUCUAUGGCAACCCACUGUCCAUGGCGGGCCUCAAGGAGCUCCUACGGGAUUCGGUAGUGCAGGCUGAGCUACGUACGGUGGUGCACCCCUUCCCUGUGGACUGCUAUGAGGGUUUGCCCUGGCCACCGCCUGCCUCUGUCCUGCUGGAAGCUUCCAUCAAUGAGGAGAAGUUUGCUCGUGUGGAGGCGGAGUUGCACCAGCUGCUACUGGCCUCAGGUCGUGCUCAUGUGCUCUGGACCACUGACAUUUAUGGGCGCCUGGCCGCAGACUACUUCAGCCUAUGACCUCUAGGCUGUCCUGGUGUUCAGGGCUGCUGGAGACCCCUCCCCGCCUUAGGUAGACAGAGCCUUUGCUGGGACCCUGUUGGAGGCCUGACACGGAGUCACUGGUCUCUGGUUUCCUUGCUCUUGGGCUCUCGCAGCCUUCCGAUGCUUGGUGGAGCACCUUGCGAGGUUUUGCCCUGUACCUGUUCCCCUGACUGGCUGACUGUGGGCUUAAGGGCUGGAUUCCAGACCUGUUAAGGCCAGGCUUGGUUUGGGUGCACUUGGCUGCCCUCUGGUGUCCUGGUCCUCUCUUUGGAAUGUUUCUGGGGUGCCAGCUGUGAGCUGAGAGAGGGUGUUCUGUCUGGGCCCUUCCCAAGAACAGACUGCUCUGGGGUUGAAGCUGGAACAGGGACCUGCUUCAAGGUGGGUUGGGUCCCCACGCACUGGAGCCUUUCAUGGUUCUCUCUGCCCUGGCACCCGGGAGACAACCUGGCUGGGCUUUGGAGCCAGCGGGUGUCAUUAAGGUACAAAUGUGCAGUGUGUUUGGAACUUAAA
Messenger RNA from Herpailurus yagouaroundi (jaguarundi), 2456 nucleotides. It is a transcript of the gene LRRC14, whose product is annotated as leucine rich repeat containing 14. The record is from RefSeq and is a predicted model, not a curated record. Gene Ontology annotation, molecular function: kinase binding. Bases 210 to 1922 code for a protein of 570 amino acids. The transcript has 4 exons. Gene Ontology annotation, cellular component: cytoplasm. NCBI's taxonomy places the organism in Eukaryota, Metazoa, Chordata, Mammalia, Carnivora, Felidae.